AUGCAAUUAGUUUUGAUACAAGUGCACCAUGCCACACUCUAUCAAACGCCUUUGAAAAAUCUAGAGCCACCACUUUACUUUCGCCAAAAUGGUGAAUGGAAUGACACCAUUUCUCCGAAAGUCUCCCGUAGAGCGACCUCUACGAAAGCCAUACUGGCGGUCGUUAACAUAAGUGAAGCUAGACGCAAGUACCGGGAAAAUAAUCCAAUACCCACAACCAAUCAACCCAACUCUUAUACAGCAACAGUAACCAACUCCCCAACAAAACGCAAAGAUAAUUCAAAUAAGCAAACAGAAAUAAAUAGUAAUCCUACUGCGCAAAACCCUGACUCAAACAAACAACCCGCAACAACAAAAAACAACAAAACCUAUCAUUCCCCGACAUGGAAGACCAGAGAGGCGCGUCACUGGCGGAACAACGAAUCCACCUUCUGCACAAUAAAUGAUGAUGCCCCCACACGGAUUAUGGGUAACUGCGCCAGCUCUCCAGACAUCACAAUAGCGAGCCCUGGUCUGAUAAACUACGCAACUUGGAGAGCAGUAGUUUCUCUAGCCUCAGACCACUUACCCAUAAUCGUUUGUCUGGAUCGACCCAAUGACUUCAUCGUCUCUGAACGCCGUCUCUACAUAAACCAAAAGAAAGCAGACUGGCCCGGCUUCAGAGAAUUCACUGAUCGCAUCCUCAAUGAUCUUCCAGCUCCUAGCAACGUACACCAAGCAGAGAGCAAGUUCCGCGAAACUGUCAUCGCAGCAGCAGCCCGCUUUAUUCCUGCUGGUCGACUAUCCUUAGUGCGGCCGCACUUCCCAGCAGAGGCAGCGAGACUAGCAGACGAGCGCGAUGACCUCCGAAGUAUCAACCCCGACGACCCACGUAUUAUCCAGCUGAAUCAUGAUAUCAGCAGGUUGGUAAAUGAGGACAAACGGAACAAAUGGUUAGAUCAUUUGAAGAACUGCAACUUGAGCUCAGGUGUUAGUAAGUUGUGGUCUACGGUUCGGUCUCUCCCCAACCCGACGAAGAAGGAUGACAGGGUCGCGAUUAAGUUUGCAGAUACCACUAUUUCCGACCCUGUACGGUGCUCGCGUGUAUUUUGCCGACUUUUUAUUGAGCACCCAGAGAGAGAUAAGGCGAAAUGAAGUGUUGUUCGCAAACCUCACAACCUUCCAGUCUCGGACAUUCCACAACCUUUCACCCCUUCUGAAGUUGCAGAGGCCAUCAACGCAGCCAAACCAUCUAAGGCGAUUGGCCCCGACGGCAUAUCCAUGCUGAUGCUGAAACACCUUGGCGAACGGGGAGUCGAGUACUUGACAAUAGUCUUUAACCUGUCAAUGAGCAGCCUGAUAAUACCCAAUGCCUGGAAAAAGGGUAGAGUCAUCCCGAUACUGAAACCAGGGAAGAACGCGACAGAGGGUCAAUCCUACAGGCCGAUUUCCCUCCUGUCACCAGUCGCGAAGACUCUUGAGGCGCUCCUCCUCCCCCAGCU
Messenger RNA from Lucilia sericata (common green bottle fly), 1481 nucleotides. RefSeq lists its product as uncharacterized. The record is from RefSeq and is a predicted model, not a curated record. NCBI's taxonomy places the organism in Eukaryota, Metazoa, Arthropoda, Insecta, Diptera, Calliphoridae. The transcript is spliced from 3 exons. The coding region runs from base 1 to 1134 and encodes 377 amino acids.